This is a messenger RNA of Scatophagus argus, 1971 nucleotides long. Its product is annotated as protein phosphatase 1K, mitochondrial-like. The transcript is spliced from 9 exons. The record is from RefSeq and is a predicted model, not a curated record. The coding region runs from base 460 to 1590 and encodes 376 amino acids. Gene Ontology annotation, biological process: protein dephosphorylation. NCBI's taxonomy places the organism in Eukaryota, Metazoa, Chordata, Actinopteri, Scatophagidae. Gene Ontology annotation, molecular function: protein serine/threonine phosphatase activity; cation binding.
ACACUGCACUUGCACUUGGAGGUCUGCUUACAUGACGCGGGAUACUUUACCUUGGUGGAGUUACGACUAUCAUUACAGCUACUGGAGUUUGUUUUUAGAAGCAAACAAAUGUGAGGUUAAAGGGAGAGACAGGCGUGGAUCAAGAGAGCCUCUCCACAUUCCUCCUGAUCUGGCUUGGCGCCAUCAACAGUCAGGCGCUGCUCACCGUGUUCGGCGGUGACGUCAGGGCUUCUCGGGUUCUGAUUGGACGGUUGUGGCUCAGUUUAAAUGCCCUCCAGUCGAUCCCCCUUCGAACAGCCACAGCGCACGGCGCGAGGGCGACGGCUCGUGACAGCUGCUGGAGCUCCGGACACCUGUUGCCACGGAAACAGCACCGGCGGGAAAAUUACAGAGGACAGAAACAAGAAAAAGAGACCCGCCGCCAGGUGUUUCCUCCACAGCUGUUAAAGACAGUCAGCCAUGUCGUCCACAGUGCUGCUCAGUCUGCUGCGUCGCGGUCGCUCCGCCGUCACCAGACACACCUUCGUCGCCGCACACUCCUCACCUGAAAGCUCUGCGGUGUCUGGGCAGGUGGGCAGGGCGUUGGUCGGCGUGCGAUGGGCCAGCGGGUCGGUCCGCUUCAACUGUGACAGCAGCGGCCAGCCGGUCACCUGGGACUCAUUUGGUAUUUGGGACCACAGGAUAGAAGAACCAGUCCUGCUGCCCUCCAGUAUCAGAUAUGGAAAACCCAUCCCACAGGUCAGCCUGUCCCGGGUCGGCUGUGCGUCUGUUUUGGGCCUCAGGAAGCAGAACGAGGACCGUCUGCGGGUCGCCCGUAUCCAUGACAACCUGCUGUACUUUGCCGUGUUCGACGGCCAUGGCGGCCCGCACGCCGCCGACUACUGCUACACCUUCAUGGAGAAAUUUAUCAGAAGAGCUUUGGAGGAGGAGAACAAUCUGGAGAAAGUUUUAAAGAAAGCCUUUCUAGAUGCUGACGUGGCUCUGCGCACACAUCUCAGCUACUUCAACAACGCCUCCUUCCUGACAGCCGGCACCACGGCGACGGUUGCUAUGCUGCGUGACGGCGUGGAGCUGGUGGUGGGCAGCGUCGGUGACAGCCGGGCGAUGCUGAGCAGGAAGGGACGAGCCAACAAGCUCACCAAGGAUCACACACCUGACCGCGAGGACGAGAGACGCAGGAUCCAGGAGUCCGGUGGCUUUGUGACGUGGAACAGCGUCGGGCAGGCUAACGUCAACGGGCGGCUCGCCAUGACUCGCAGCAUAGGAGACUUUCACCUGAAAACCAGUGGCGUCAUCGCUGAGCCUGAGACGCAACGACUCACAGUCCAGCACGCCAGUGAUUCCUUCCUGGCUCUGACCACCGACGGCAUCAACUUCCUGCUGAGUGACCAGGAGAUCUGUGAUGUCAUCAACCAGUGCCAAGACCCCACAGAGGCUGCUGACGUCAUCGCUCAGCAGGCGCUGCAGUACGGCUCGGAGGACAACGCCACCAUCGUGGUCGUCCCUCUCGGCGGCUGGGGGAGACACCAGAGCUCCACCGCCGUCUACAGCAUGAGCAGAAACUUCAUUUCAAGUGGCCGAUGGGCGUAGACGACACAAACAAACAUCACAGAGCGCCACGACGUUCCACCAAACAAGUUUGACUUGGAGGACGCAAACAUUUUUUGACCUUUAAGGGUGACUGACGAGUUGGCGGCCUGAGAGUCGUGCGGCUCAGCUCUGCGAUGAUGUCGACGUGUGUUUUUGAUUCAGGUUUCAGCUCUGUGUGGAUGUGAGCAAACAAACGAUUUACACGCCCGCGGUCGUGCUUUUGUACCUGCCAGGUAAGCCGAGUCGUCACUCGUGAAAGUGACGUAAAGGUGAAAUUCUGACAUGAAUCAGUUUGUGACAUUCAAGUGCAAAUCUGAGAGGAGUAAAAGUCUGACGUGUCCAGUAGAGACAUGAAGGAAAUAAAAAGCACAGUAAAACCCG